Molecule: messenger RNA, 393 nt
Organism: Solanum tuberosum (potato)
Lineage: Eukaryota; Viridiplantae; Streptophyta; Magnoliopsida; Solanales; Solanaceae
Product: mediator of RNA polymerase II transcription subunit 10b-like
Exons: 1
Coding region: 1-393 (130 amino acids)
Biological process (GO): positive regulation of transcription by RNA polymerase II
Cellular component (GO): mediator complex
Molecular function (GO): transcription coregulator activity
Source: RefSeq, a predicted model, not a curated record
AUGGACUCAUCAAAACAAAAUCUCAAUGAAGUCACAAAUUCAAUCGAUAAAACCCUAGAAAUUCUGAACCAACUUUAUCUCACAAGCUCUUCUAACGACGUAAUUCCCCUUGUUCAAGGCAUGAAUAAUCUUGUGCUCGAACUUGAUAAUAUGGCGAAAUUGGGAGAAAAAUAUUAUAUUCAAGUGUCAAUAGACGUUAUGAACUUGAUCGAUGAUGGAAAGAAUUCAGAUGAGUAUACAAGAGAUAUGUUGAAUAGUUGUAUAGCCAGGAACCAAAUCACUAAAGGAAAAACAAAUGCAUUCAAGGAUUUACGAGGGCAUUUCCUCGAGGAGCUCGAUCAGGCUUUCCCUAACGAGGUGGAAGCCUGUAGGCUAGUAAAACAUUUGCUUUAG